UUUUAAUCUGCAGCCGUAGGUCCUAUGCGUAGGUCCUUUGUCUUUUUCCAUGUUUUUUUUGUGAAAAAGUUUUUGAUAAAAGCAUUAUAUUGAUUGAAAAAUAAUAGUAAUAUGACUAAAUUAAUGGAAUGGAUUUUUGUAGCAGGUGCUUUAGGGGCAAUUUGGCUAGCCCUACUUACAAAUAAAAUUGAAAACAUUUUUGUUAAAGAUUAUUAUCAGUUACUGUUAUUUUCUCCUAUAAUUUUUAUUGUGUUAUUUGGGAUAUAUGCUCUAAUAAUAGUUUUGUACAGAGUUUUUACAUUUAAUAACUGUAACGAAGCCGCUGAUGAACUUCAAAAGGAGAUUCAAGAAGCAAAAGUGGAUCUUCAACGACAAGGAUUUUAUUUUAAAGAACACUAAAAUUCUAUUUAAAAAUGUAAAAUUCUUAAAAAAAAUAUUUAAAAAUUAAAAUAGUCCUUGAUUAUAUUAUGCUCUACACUAAGGCCCUACAUGUAUUCUAUGUAACGAAAUUUCACAUUAUAUAUAAGCUACAUAAAUUAAUGACUAUAUUUAAAAAAAUAAAUACAUUCUAUAAUAAUCAUUGAUUAAAACUUUUAACAAAA
Sitophilus oryzae (rice weevil) is the source of this 602-nucleotide messenger RNA. RefSeq names its product dolichol-phosphate mannosyltransferase subunit 3 (gene Dpm3). Gene Ontology annotation, biological process: GPI anchor biosynthetic process. The coding region runs from base 112 to 399 and encodes 95 amino acids. The record is from RefSeq and is a predicted model, not a curated record. Gene Ontology annotation, cellular component: dolichol-phosphate-mannose synthase complex; endoplasmic reticulum membrane. The transcript is spliced from 3 exons. Lineage: Eukaryota; Metazoa; Arthropoda; Insecta; Coleoptera; Curculionidae.